This is a messenger RNA of Leucoraja erinaceus (little skate), 1987 nucleotides long. It is a transcript of the gene plrg1, whose product is annotated as pleiotropic regulator 1. The record is from RefSeq and is a predicted model, not a curated record. Gene Ontology annotation, molecular function: protein binding. The transcript has 13 exons. Bases 149 to 1615 code for a protein of 488 amino acids. NCBI's taxonomy places the organism in Eukaryota, Metazoa, Chordata, Chondrichthyes, Rajiformes, Rajidae. Gene Ontology annotation, cellular component: catalytic step 2 spliceosome; precatalytic spliceosome; Prp19 complex. Gene Ontology annotation, biological process: mRNA splicing, via spliceosome.
UGUGCGAGUGUCGCUGUCGCCGGCGGGCGGGUGAGCCCAGCGUUGCCGCGGUGACCGCGGGCCUGAGCGAAGGCCGGGGACUCGCUCGCUCACUCGGCGCCGGGGACAAGGCGGCUGCACCUGCGUUGCCGACAGCCGGACCGCAGUCAUGGUGGAGGAGGUGCAGAAACAUUCGGUACACACGCUGGUAUUCAGAUCUCUAAAAAGAACUCAUGACAUGUUUGUUAGUGAUCAUGCCAAGCCUAUUUCAGCAGAUGAAAAAAGUUACAAGCUCAAGAUGAAUGUGAAGCUACAAACAGAAUACAGUCCUGUACUUCACAUGCCUAUACUUAAAGAAAUCAAAGAAAAAUGCGCUCAGUCCUAUAACCAUGGGCAUUAUACCAUCAAUCAAGGUCAGGAACCCGAAUACGUGAUAACUGGUACUCAUCCGUACCCUUCAGGUCCAGGAGUGGCACUGACAGCAGAUACACAGGUGCAGAAAAUGCCAAGUGAAGCAAGCAGUCGUGCGUUGGCUUUGAUAGUUCCACCUUCAAAAGCCAGGUACGUUUAUCGUUUAAGAAAUCUGAGGACUUUAAAUGGCUUUUCUUUAGUAAUGCAAUCCUGGCAUGAAAAUGCUUUACAUAUUUUUAUUGUUUCUAAUCUUGAGUCUUGCAUUAUUCUGCAGGUCAUCAGUGGGCAUUUGGGCUGGGUGAGAUGUCUAGCGGUGGAACCUGGAAAUCAAUGGUUUGUAACGGGCUCUGCUGAUAGAACUAUUAAGAUCUGGGAUCUAGCCAGUGGUAAACUGAAGCUAUCAUUGACUGGGCACAUCAGCACUGUUCGCGGGGUGGCAGUCAGUUCACGCAGCCCAUAUCUUUUUUCCUGUGGAGAGGAUAAGCAGGUGAAGUGCUGGGAUCUGGAAUAUAACAAGGUUAUUCGUCAUUAUCAUGGACAUUUAAGUGCAGUGUAUGGGUUAGAUUUACAUCCGACUAUCGAUGUCUUGAUAACUUGUGGCAGAGAUUCAACAGCCAGGGUAUGGGACAUACGGACUAAAGCAAAUGUACAUACGCUAUCAGGGCACACGAAUACUGUAGCAACUGUGAAAUGCCAGGCUGGAGAACCACAAAUUAUUACAGGAAGCCAUGACACAACUAUCCGGCUCUGGGAUUUGGUAGCAGGGAAAACUAGAGUCACGUUAACCAACCAUAAGAAGUCUGUUCGUUCUCUAAUUCUGCAUCCAAGACAGUAUACCUUUGCUUCUGGUUCUCCAGAUAAUAUAAAACAGUGGAAGUGUCCAGAUGGAGUUUUUAUUCAGAACCUACCUGGCCACAAUGCUAUCAUCAACACACUUUCUGUCAACUCAGAUGGCGUACUAGUAUCUGGAGCGGACAAUGGAACUAUGCACCUUUGGGAUUGGAGAACUGGAUACAACUUUCAGCGAAUACAUGCUGCCGUGCAGCCAGGCUCCUUGGACAGUGAAUCAGGGAUUUUUGCAUGUACCUUUGACCAGUCGGAAAGCAGAUUACUUACAGCAGAAGCUGACAAAACAAUCAAAGUCUACAAGGAAGAUGACAUGGCUACUGAAGAAACUCAUCCUGUCAACUGGAAACCAGAGAUCAUCAAAAGGAAAAGAUUCUAAGUGACUUUCACUUGCAAUUCGUAACUGCCAGAAUGCUGUAUUUUAAUACGUAUAUUUUUUACCAGUUAUCUGCUGUACCUCCCCAUCCUCCCUCACCCCUCCCUAGAGCUAAGAAGGCCACAUUUCUCUUACACCAGCAGUGUCACUUCGCAAUUUGUUGCCAGUCCAAUGGCUAAAUUCGGUUUUUUUAAUUUCUAUUUUGCAAUUUUCCUGCAUGGCACUGUCAUAAGAUAACAUCCUGACAAUUUGUGGUACAAUAUUAAUGUGGUUUCUUAAAGUUUUUUUUAAUUCUUGCUUUUUUGUUCCCAACUGAUGUAGUUUAUCUGGUUUUACAUUACAUUUCUACAAUAAAUUGUGAAAAUGCGUGACAAU